This is a messenger RNA of Cyphellophora attinorum, 741 nucleotides long. RefSeq lists its product as uncharacterized. NCBI's taxonomy places the organism in Eukaryota, Fungi, Ascomycota, Eurotiomycetes, Chaetothyriales, Cyphellophoraceae. The record is from RefSeq and is a predicted model, not a curated record. Bases 1 to 741 code for a protein of 246 amino acids. The transcript has 3 exons.
AUGAGUAGUGGUGGGCAGGCGGACCGACAGGAUCGUGAAGCAGACAAUGGGCGCCCAGCGAAACGGAGAAGAGCAACAAGCCCGCCCAAUGAGGAACUCACCACGCCGCCAGGGGCCUCGAUGUCACACUUGAGCACCAGCCCACUGACACCAAGUCCCGAACGCGAGCACUCAGCAGGCGAAGACAACGAUUCAACGGAUAGGGAGCAAAGUGACCACCACUCUGACCUAGCGCCGCCAGGGCUUGAUCACGAUGACGCUCUACCUCGGAGGAUUUCCAAUACUGAAGGCUCUGUUGUCGACCGCGUUCUGAGUGAAUUUGUUGUGACACAGCCACCAGCGCGUUCGGAGUGGCGGCCGCGAUGCAUCAUGCACAUCCUCAAACCAAAUGAUCCAUUGCGCGCAGGAGUCAUACCUCGUUGGGGCUUAGAAGCUGCCAUCCCAUUCUACUAUUACGAGGUUCCAGCGACAGUCUCCGGUAUAAUUGGUGGCGAGCUGACUCCGCUCGGUAUCGCGCCGGUGGUCUGGCACGAACAUGUAACACCCGAAAAGAUCUACCAUACGCCGUUCUAUGUGCUACCGGAUCAUCACUUUGAGCGCGAUGCGGAUUUCAUUAUUGGCAAAGACUGGCUUCAGGAGGCGGGAUUAGAAUUGACGAGAGUCCAGCAUCAUGCGCCUGUUGCCAACAGUCCAGCCUUCUACGCUCGCAGCCUGCAGAGGGAAGCGCGCCCUGUUGGGUGA